AUGGCCACAGUGACGAGCAGCGACGUGCUGGUGAUGCCUCCCUUGCCGGAGGACAUGCCAGCUGAUGAUGUCUGCAAGACAGUCGACAGCCUCUCCGACCUGAUUCGUGUGGAGAUUCAGACGGUCGGCAAGUGGUUUGAGCAGUACAGCCACCGCCGCCUGCUCAGCGUCCCCUUUGCCCCCACGGCUGACGAUGAUGGCGGCAAGAGCAAGAACGACAGCGACGAUGACAACUCGGAUGAUGGCAACGAUGACGGCUCCUCCGCAGAUACCUACGUCAACAUCCUCGGCGAGUGGAAGGACCAAGACCACUACGCGCUUCUCGGCCUGCAAGACAAGCGGUGGCAGGCCACCCAGGACGACAUCAAGCGCGCAUACCGCAAGAUGGUGCUGAAGCACCACCCCGACAAGAAGGGCGACCUGCCGCCGGCGGAGAUGAAGAAGGCCGACGAGUACUUCAGCCGCAUCCAAAAGGCAUACGAGCUGCUGUGCAACGAGCAGAUGCGGCGGCUGUACGAUUCCGUCGACGACUUUGACGAUGACAUCCCCGACAUUCUCCCGCCAAAGGAGCGCAAGGACUUUAUCGAGGUGUUUGCGCCCGUCUUUGAGCACAACGCCAAGUUUGUUGUGGAGAAGCCCGUGCCCUCGCUCGGCACCAUGGACACGCCCUACAAGAAGGUGGUCGCCUUUUACGAGUUUUGGAACACGUGCACCUCCUGGCGCGAGUUUGGCUACAAUGACGACGAGUACAACUUGGAUGACGCCGAGUGCCGUGAGGAGAAGCGCUGGAUGGAGCGCCAGAACAAGAACGCUCGCAAGCGCAAGAAGAAGGCUGAGAUUGCUCGUCUCCGCAAGCUUGUGAGCAACGCCCAGGCAUGCGACCCACGCAUCAAGAGGGAGCUUGCCCGCCAGCGGAAGGAGAAGGAGGAUGCAAAGCGCCUUCGUGAAGAGCGCAAGAAGCAAGCGGCUGAGGAGCGGCGGCAGAAGCGCCUGGAGGAGGAGGAACAGCGCAAGAAGGAAAAGGAGGAAGCUCGCGCAAACGAGAAGAAGGCAAAGGAGCAAGCAAAGAAGCUGCGCCGCGCCAUCACAAAGGCGUGCAAGCGCGCAGGCAUCUACGACCCCGAGAACCCCUCUGUGACGCCCAAAGUCGGCGGCAAGCGCGUAGUGACGGGCGCCGAGAUGGAGACCCUGAAGUCGCUUGAGGCAGACGAGAUCAAGGCGCUGACGAGCAUCUCUGAGGACGCCGCAUUCAAGAAGGCCGUGUUUGCGCAGCUGCAGAAGCUGAACGGCGGUGAAGGCGACGAUGAUGACGACGACGAGCAGGAGCAGGAACAGGAAGAGGAGGAGGGCCCCAAGCCGUGGUCUGACGACGAGCAGAAAGUGCUCGAGACGGCCAUCCGCUCCGUGCCAAAGUCGGACCCAGACCGCUGGGAUAAGAUUGCCGAGCUUGUUCCCGGCCGCACGAAGAAGGAGUGCGUCGAACGCAUCAAGGAGUGCAUGGCCAAAGUCAAGCAGGCAAAGAGCGAGCCGCCCGCCCAGUGGACGGAGGAGGAGGAGGUCGUCCUUACAAAGGCGGCCAGCAAAGUCUACCCGCCAGGCACUACCACGCAUUGCUGA
Salpingoeca rosetta is the source of this 1617-nucleotide messenger RNA. RefSeq lists its product as uncharacterized. Gene Ontology annotation, biological process: 'de novo' cotranslational protein folding; regulation of translational fidelity. Bases 1 to 1617 code for a protein of 538 amino acids. Gene Ontology annotation, molecular function: ribosome binding; Hsp70 protein binding. Gene Ontology annotation, cellular component: cytosol. Lineage: Eukaryota; Choanoflagellata; Craspedida; Salpingoecidae. The record is from RefSeq and is a predicted model, not a curated record. The transcript is spliced from 17 exons.